Messenger RNA from Sparassis crispa, 1281 nucleotides. RefSeq lists its product as hypothetical. Lineage: Eukaryota; Fungi; Basidiomycota; Agaricomycetes; Polyporales; Sparassidaceae. The coding region runs from base 1 to 1281 and encodes 426 amino acids. The transcript has 3 exons. The record is from RefSeq and is a predicted model, not a curated record.
AUGGCCAGCAUCGAUGACCAGCUAGAGAAUCUCGCAUCUAGCCUCACCAGUAGACUGCCGUACUGCAGUGGCACGUUGGACAUUCCUCUGACGAACUUCGUCCUAUUUUAUGGGAAAGAGCAGGACGCUCAUCGCGUGGAUCUUCUGAAUGCGUCUGAAGACGAGCUGAAGCGCCUCGCCGAGACGUGCGAUGUCGCCACCUUCGGUAUGGGCCAGGAAAGUGUCCAUGACGAGUCAUACAGAAAGGCGGGCAAGCUUGACGUUACGCAGUUUGCGAUGCAUUUCGACGCCACACUUGUCGGACUGGCCGAGACUGUAUUUGCGGAUCUGUUUGACGGAGAUGAGACUUCGUCUGUCCGUGCCGAACUAUACAAGCUGAACGUAUACGGACCGCAAUCUUUCUUCAAGUCCCACGUCGACACUCCGCGAAGCGACGACAUGUUUGGUUCACUCGUGGUCAUAUUUCCCACGCGCUAUCAGGGGGGUGCUCUGGUGUUGCGCGACGGAGGUGAAGCGUGGAUGUUUGACUCCGCGGAAACAUUGUCUCGGCAGUCUGAGAAACCACGAAUUGCCUACGUCGCCUUCUUCAGCGAUGUCCAGCACGAGGUUCUCCCUGUCCAGUCGGGCUACCGCGUUACGUUGACCUAUAACCUCUAUUUCGCUGACGCAAGUCCCGUCCCGGCCGUGCCGGUCACUCGGCCAUUCCCUCAGGCAAAAUCCCCGUUCGAGGUUGAACUUCAGUUGCUUCUAGAUGACCCGACGUUUCUGCCCGAAGGCGGUCACCUCGGUUUCGGUCUCUCUCACCUGUAUCCUAUCCAUGCGAACGUGUUACGUGAUUUCGGCCCCACGAGAACGAUUCCUCUGGCCAAGUUAAUGUCUCAUCUGAAGGGCAGCGACCGUCAGCUCCGCCAGUCCUGCAGUAACCUCUCUUUGAAGUUAUCCCCUCGAGUUAUCUACAAAGAUCGAAGUGAAGAGCUCUCUGUGCUCUGCGACCAUAUCGUCGACUUUCCCAGUGAUGAAACGUUCGAGAACGAUCCAUUUUGGUCGUUCCUCCGCGAGAAGGAGGGAGGAAAGCUGCUAAAUACUCCCCCGGGUUCAGAAUACUCUGGCUCGGAUGAUGGUGCCGAUGUGACGGUGUACUGGGUGACUAGACCAUCGCAGACGGACCAAGCAGAUUGCUUUUUCCUGACGUACGGUAAUGAGCCCGGCUUAGAUUAUACUUACAUGCAGGCUUGCCUCAUUGUUGAUGUCGGCGCUGUUGGAAAGCGGGCUACAGCGUAG